AUGAAGGCUCUGAUUAUUGAGCCGAUGCGCGACCUGCAGGAUACGCUGUCUUCAGGCAAGGAUCGCUUCAUCAUCGUCUUGGAUGGUCUUGACGAGUGCGGGAGUCAUGAGGCGCUCGAGCAUCUGAUGAAGCUGGUACUUGCCCUUCAGGAACUGCCACCGUCGUUUUCUGUGCUAGUUAGCUGUCGUCCUGAGCCAGGAGUCAUUUCAGCUUGGUCGGAAGCUCGAACUAAGGGUCUUGUUGUACCAUGUGAAGAUGUGGAUGAGAUAGCGUAUGAUGAAAAUUUCCGUAUAAUCUACGUUAUGGUCGAGGAAGGUCUUCGGGAUCUCAUUGAUGAAUCUCCAUGGAAACCAAUAGAGGGAGAACUUGGCGCCCUUGCGCGGGCUUGUCGCCAGUCGCCUGUUAUGGCAUCUAUCCGGGUUCGCGACGUUCGCCUGCAGACACGGCGUGGCCGCACCCUGCAGUUAGCAUUUCAGAACUUGGUCACUCUUGCUGAUGCGCCUGCCGACUUCAACUGGGAGUACUUGCGAAUACUUCGACAAGCCUAUAUGCUGGAUUCACUUGAUCCCGUGGAUGUAGCCAAGUAUCGCUCAGUGCUUUUUGGGAUUGCCGAGCCUGAAAUCCGUGCAAUGUUGGAACCGAUCAGCUCAAUAAUACAUCUUCCCUCACAAAACACGGAGCGUGUCAACUUCUAUCAUGCAACGGCAAAAGAGUUCAUAACGGGGGACCCAAUUGGCGAGGAGAGGGACGAAGUAUUCUUCAUCAAUGAUGUGGAAGGAUACUCCCUUGGAUUGCCGCUCCUUCGACUUUUCAACAGCCAUUGUGAGAGGAACGCGUUUGGGGUACCCACCGAACUUCCUUUAGGAGAUAGACGAAAAUGGGAAGGAUUUAUGACCACUUUGGAACUUUUUUCUGAAGAGUCCAAUGAAUUACGGAGCGAGUUUGAUUCCUUCAUUACGCAAAACUUGUUGACAUUAGCGCAGUUGCAAACGCGUUUUAUCUUCCAAAUUCUUGAAGAACUUCGUGAAUUCGAUCAUCACAAUUCAAUCCAAGCUUUGAGAGAUUUGGAACCGGCGGCAAACUAUAUUGCCAAGCAUGGGCCAUCGUAUCUCUAUCGAUCGUUCCUCCCUUUUGCCCCACUUUCAUCAUCCAUUUACAAAUUAUACGGUUCUCUCUCAGACCCUAUCCGGAUCUUCUCCAUUUUUGGCGAGUUCUCCGGCGACACCAUCCCGUUAAGCAAGGAUUUGCUCAGCGCCCAAGAGGUUAUGCAAGCAAAGCUGAGCGAACUACGUUUGCUUGAAGAGAUCAACGAACCGGGAAUUGAGGUGGUCAAUUACGAAGCUGAAUUCCGCGAACCUGAUAUUCGUAAUGCCAUUGUGACGUGCGCCGCACUCUCCCCCAAUGGUCACUAUGUUGCGCUUGGGUUUGGCAAUGGUAUUAUCGAAGUUGCCGAUAUUGACCAUCAAUGCACGGUCUGCCGAUUGCAGCACGAUCCAGCCAAUCCCCCGAUCUGGAUUGAUCCUCGGCUAUGGCAUGGCCCCCGUGAAACUCUCCCCACUGGUCCCUGUUCUGCUGGAACUGCAGUAUCCGAUAAUGGAUUCGUUGUCGUACGAAUCCCACAAAAUUUCGACAACCCGUGGUACGACAAUAUGAUGCUCAUAUCUGUCUUUGAGGAUCCAUCCAUUCAGCUCCUCGCCUCGCCUCCCUCCCCCUCCUCCCUGUCUUUUCCAUUGAUUCAUGUCGGGUUGCACACUCCUCACCGUCGAACACUUGGGUUCUCACCAGGAGCACGAUAUAUUGGUGCUUUUGAUGGGAUCCGAGCUUUCACCUGGUCAACGAAGUGGCGUGAAUUCAUUGCAUCUUAUUGCGUGACGCAGUUCGAUUCUUGGAUUAUUAGGCCCAGUAUCAUCCCUCCGAGUGGCUCAUAUCUCGUGCCUCCAGUAGAAAGCAAGACAGCUUAUACACUUCAUUCCAAGGCAAAUCUAGGGCCUGAUUCAGAAGAUGAGUCCUGGAUCAAGUGUCCAUUUUACGGCCUCUCGCCAAGCAUCUCAAGAAGAGGAACCCUGCCCUCCAGUGUCCAUUCAUUCGUCACAGGAAGAACCCCAUUAAUCGAGUCCUCAUCAAUGUGGAUUAACGGCAGUGUAGAACUCGUGGUUCCAGUGGACUUUGAACCCCAUGAAACCUGUGCCUGGUAUGGUGAUCGAAUACCACCUGAUGUUAUGGGGCUCUACCGCCCUCAGUCCAGCAGAGAUGGAACUCGAUUUCUACUCCAGGGUCAGCGAAGAGCCCCAAUUGUUGUUGAUAUCAGCCAAAUUCGUUUGCCUUCGCCAGUGGAUUCGAGUGGGAUGCGAGAUUCUAACGUACUUCACUCAUGGAGUUCCGGAAGGUAG
Molecule: messenger RNA, 2391 nt
Organism: Cantharellus anzutake
Lineage: Eukaryota; Fungi; Basidiomycota; Agaricomycetes; Cantharellales; Hydnaceae
Exons: 5
Coding region: 1-2391 (796 amino acids)
Source: RefSeq, a predicted model, not a curated record